Pecten maximus is the source of this 548-nucleotide messenger RNA. Its product is annotated as metallothionein 10-II-like. Gene Ontology annotation, molecular function: metal ion binding. The record is from RefSeq and is a predicted model, not a curated record. Lineage: Eukaryota; Metazoa; Mollusca; Bivalvia; Pectinida; Pectinidae. The transcript has 3 exons. The coding region runs from base 123 to 347 and encodes 74 amino acids.
CUGCACACGAUUUACGGAUUUCCUUUAAUAUAAAAAGGUUGGCACUGAACCAUCCCGACAUACUCAAAAUAUCUUAACAAACAGUUCCACGUCGAUUUAGUAGGAGAUAUAUCGCGUCUAGGAUGUCUGACGGUGCCGCCAUCUGCUCAUUGGAAGAAUGUAAAAACCAAACAUGCUGCGAUACUACCGGCUGCAAAUGUGAUGGAACAUGCCAAUGUCCAAAGUGUGGAGUUAAAUGCAAAUGUUCUGGUUCAUGUACUUGCGGCAUAGGGUGCACAGGAGUUUCCGAUUGCAAGUGUGCUGUUGGCACCUGUGGCUGCAGACCGACAAACUCCGCUAAACCUUAGCCAGAGGACCAUUGUCAUCAUUCAGUGUUAACUUGUUGUCAUUCCGUCAUUUUGUGAACAGUGUUCGUGUUCUAAUCAACAUUUCACUUCAUCUUAUAAACUUUUAAUGUCCCGUAAAAAUGACCAAAAUUGUAUUGCCGAAUCUCCGGAAUUUGUUGUAAAUAUUUGAUUUGUUAUUAUUUAAUAAACUUAUUAAAGUAU